GACAACAGCAGCAGCUCCAACAACAACCACAGCAGCUCAAACAACAUCCACUGUUGCUCCAACAACAAGAACAGCAGCAGCUCCAACAAUAACCACUGCUACUCCAACAACAACAACAACAACCACAGCCGCUUCAACAACAACAAGUACUCCAACACCAACAAUAGCUGCUCUAACAACAACAACAGCAUCUCAAAAAACAUCCACUGCUGCUCCAACAACAACAACAGCAGCAGCUCCAACAACGACCACAACCGCUCAAACAACAACCGCAUCCGCUCCAACAACAACCACAACUUCUCCAACAACAACCACAGCCGCUCCAACAACAACCACAGCAGCUCCAACAACAUCCACUGCAGCUCCAACGACAACCACAACUUCUCCCACAACCAUAACAACAGUUCCAACAACAACCAUACCAGCUUUAACAACAACAACAGCAGCUCCUACAACAACAACAACAACAGCAGCUCCAACAACAACCACACCGACUCCAACAACAACAACAGCCGCUCCAACAACGACAGCAGCUCCUACAGCCACAACAGCAGCUCAAUCAACAACCACAGCUGCUCCAGCCACAACCAGAGC
Messenger RNA from Labrus mixtus (cuckoo wrasse), 594 nucleotides. RefSeq lists its product as uncharacterized. The annotation marks the transcript as partial. The record is from RefSeq and is a predicted model, not a curated record. The transcript is spliced from 2 exons. Lineage: Eukaryota; Metazoa; Chordata; Actinopteri; Labriformes; Labridae.